AUGUUAAUGGUGACUUUAAGAUCAGAUACAGACCACAUAGCUACAGAUUGUUUCUGUAAAACUCCGAGUUUUGUCAAUAACUUUACAGCUGAUGAAAAAAGUAUGUACUGGCAUAUUUUAACACCAUAUAGUUUUAAUAAAGUUAUGUCAAAAUGUAAAUCUAUUAAAAACGUACAAAUUAUAUCUACCGACAAAGAAACACAAUCAGCAACAAAACAAUCUAGUGAAGGGGUUUUACUUACAAAUCCAAUAAAGUGCACCUGUUCGUUUGAACCAAGCAUGUAUUUACCAUGUCAUCACAAAUUAAACGUGCGACAGAUGUACAAUAUUUCAUUAUUUGAUCCAUAUCUCUAUUCGGAAAGGUAG
Molecule: messenger RNA, 366 nt
Organism: Macrosiphum euphorbiae (potato aphid)
Lineage: Eukaryota; Metazoa; Arthropoda; Insecta; Hemiptera; Aphididae
Source: the annotation of a GenBank genome assembly